UGACGCGCAUGCAGCACAGGCACCGGGCGCGCUGUGGGAGCAGGUGGUGGGGGCAAUCAUCAACUUCAUCAAAGUGGCCUCGCCCACCCAGCUCGCGCUCGCGCCUGAAAAGUUCGCCUCCCUGUGCCAUCGCCUGCGAGACCUGCUCAUCGCUCACACCCAGUACUCCCGGGGGGUUCUCCCCUUGCGCUGGGCAAUCAGCAAGGUGCAGCACAGCACCGCAGCCGAGCACCUCACCCCGCAACGCGCGGAGCGGACUGCCUGCAGCUGUGCCUGCUCCAUUCAACCCUCACCUCCUUUCACUGCUGGCCAAGCUGUACCGCCAGGGAGGCGAGCUGCUCAUCUAUCACCUUCUCCGUUCUCCCCCUCCCACGCUUCCCCCCCCCCCCGCCUCCCAGUCGCCUCCCUGUGCCAUCGCCUGCGAGACCAGCUCAUCGCACACUCCCAGUACGCUCGAGGCGUACUGCCACUACGGUGGGCAAUCAGCAAGGUGCAGCACAGCAGCAGUGCCGAGCAUCUCACCCCGCAACACGCGGACUGCCUGCAGCUCUGCCUGCUCGCCAAGCUCUACCGCCAGGGGGGCGAGCUGCUGCAGCGGGAUAUUCUCGAUAUUGACCCCAAGAAAACGGGGCUAGUGCACCGGGACUUCCUGCUGUACUGCUUCUACGGAGGUACCAUCUAUGUGGGUCUGAAGCAGUACCAGAAGGCUCUAGACCUCUUCAUGCAUGCCAUCACAUCCCCAGCGCAGGGAGUGAAUGCCAUCACAGUGGCGGCUUACAAGAGACAUGUGCUCGUGUCGCUCAUCCUGAACGCCCAGCUGUCGCCUCUACCCAAGUUCACUCCAGGCAUCGUGCAGAGAGGGCUAAAGGCGUGCUGCCAGGACUACCACGACCUGGCGAACAUCUACGUGUCUCGUGACGCAGCAGAGCUCAAGAAGUUUGUGGACUCUCAUGAGCAAGCCUUCAAGGCGGACAACAACCUAGGCUUGGCCCAUCAGGUGGUCGCCUCAGUCCCCAAGCGCAGCAUUCAGCGCCUCACUCACACCUACCUUACUCUCUCGCUCUCCGACCUUGCUGAGUCGGUGCACCUCUCCUCGCCUGCCGAGGCUGAGAAAUACCUUCUUUCCAUGAUAGCGGAUGGGGAGAUGUUUGCGAGGAUAGACCAGCAGGCGGGCAUGGUGAGCUUUGAGGAGGACCCUGAGAAGUACGACUCACUGGGCAUGGCUGCUGUGGUUGAAGAACACAUUCAGAGGGCCACGAAGCUGUCCAAGAAGCUGGCGCUGGUGCACGAGCAGAUCUCCUCCGACCGGACGUACCUCACACGGGUGAAUGCACGCGAGCGCAAUGUUCGAUACGGGGAGCAUGAGGACUAUGAGCUUGCACCUCAACGAAUGUUUGAUACCAUGUAG
Messenger RNA from Closterium sp. Naga37s-1, 1408 nucleotides. The record is from the annotation of a GenBank genome assembly. NCBI's taxonomy places the organism in Eukaryota, Viridiplantae, Streptophyta, Zygnematophyceae, Desmidiales, Closteriaceae.